Messenger RNA from Oreochromis aureus, 2877 nucleotides. RefSeq names its product serine and arginine rich splicing factor 2a (gene srsf2a). The record is from RefSeq and is a predicted model, not a curated record. Gene Ontology annotation, molecular function: RNA binding. NCBI's taxonomy places the organism in Eukaryota, Metazoa, Chordata, Actinopteri, Cichliformes, Cichlidae. The transcript is spliced from 2 exons. Bases 191 to 880 code for a protein of 229 amino acids.
UGCCGCCAUUUCACGUGAAAAACAGCGCGGUGAAAGAAACAAGUAGAGCGAUACUAUCAGAAAAACAUCGAGAUUUUGAAUUCAGCUCAUCGGUUACAGCUUUAACACGCACUGUAGCGGAUUAAUAGCACGCUAGGGUCUAAAGGUUUUUGUCCUAACUGGCCUGCUUAGUUGUCUGGAAAAGAAGAAAAUGAGCUACGGAAGGCCGCCGCCAGACGUUGAGGGGAUGACCUCCCUAAAGGUGGACAACCUGACUUACCGAACUUCGCCGGAGACUCUGCGCCGAGUUUUUGAGAAGUACGGCCGUGUGGGAGAUGUGUAUAUCCCGCGGGACAGGUACACCAAGGAGAGCCGAGGCUUCGCUUUCGUGCGGUUCCUCGACAAGCGCGACGCCGAAGACGCAAUGGACGCCAUGGACGGCGCGCUGCUCGACGGGCGGGAGCUUCGGGUUCAGAUGGCUCGAUACGGAAGGCCGCCAGACUCCAUGUACAGCCGGAGAGGCCCUCCGCCAAGGAGAUACGGAUACGGACGCAGAAGCAGGAGCCGUUCAGCCAGUCCUCGCCGUCGAAGACGUAGCCGCAGCCGGUCCAGGAGCAGAAGCCGCUCGAGAUCCAGGAGCCGCCACCAUUACAGCCGCUCCAGGUCCCGUUCCUACUCCAGAUCCAGGUCCAAGUCUAAGUCCAAAUCCAGAACCCCCCGGCGGAGCAAGUCAAAGUCGCCCUCCAGAUCUCGGUCCCGUUCCAGGUCCAAGUCAAGGAGUCGAACCCCAGCUUCCAACAGAGGGUCCAAGUCGAAGUCGAAGUCGAAGUCCAGGUCCAGGUCCAGGUCCAAAUCCAAGAGUAGACCUAAAUCCCCAGGGGACGCCGGAGCAGAGUCUUAACCCAAAUGCGGAUGCAACAUGACGGUAUAAAAGGGGAAGGGGAAAGGGUGGCUCAUGUUACUAGUUUCAAUUAUAUUAACUAGGGUGGUAAUCAGCCACCAGUUGGGUUUGUGUUCUGCAGUCUUUGACAUUAUGGCCAUUUACAUACAAAAGUCUGCAGAAUCCCCGAUAUUUGUGUUAUUUAAAUAAGAGUUGGACUGUUGUAGCCAACAGUCCUAGUUCUGUGUGUGCUUUACUUUGCUUGCAUGUUCAGCCAAUCUAAAGCAUGCACAGGCAAUGGGAGAUUGGGAUAUUUGAUGAGUAUGUAUGGGAGGGAGUGGGUGGUUGGGACGUGGGGGGGUACUUCACUCAAAACGUUCACCUAAAUGUGGAAUUCUUUCCUCCAAGCUGCGGAGUCCUGUUUGCAAAGGGAGGAGGAGGAGAUGGGGGUGUUGCAGUGUGAGAGCAGUUAGUGUGUGACCCGCCCAUGUGACCUGCCUGUUGCUGAGAGCGAUGGCAGGUACUAAGGAGCAGGUCAACAAGGCAACGAUGGUUGCUAUGGAGCAGGUCGUCAUGGCGGUGGUUCGGGCUGUCAGUUGGUGUAUGAGGUGGUGUGGUGAGGUACGUUCACGGGGACCACAGGCAGAUGCACUGUGGUGUCCUCCGCCUCUCACAAAGGGAACGGACCCCGAGGUUUGUUUUUCCAAAUAUGCCCGAGUGUAAGAGACUUGUUAGAGCUAGUUUUGGGGAGAGUGAGGGCCAAGAAAGGUGUUGUUUUUUUGUUUUUAUUUUGUUUGUUAACUAAUGUGUCAAUAAAUAGAAAUGUUAGGCUUAUUAAGAGAAAUUAAUGUCUAAACAGCCAGUUUGAUGUGUCAGGAGAAAGAUCAGUACAAAACUACAUGUUAUAAUCCAGGUCAGCUGCAGGAGUUGAUGUAACCUCUGGGUUUGGCUCUUGCUGACUCUGUUCUGUCUUUCCUUCCAGAUCUCAAAUGAUUGAUGCUAUGCUGAGGACAUCAGGAAGAGUCUCAGAUUGAAGUGGACUCAACUAUUGCCACUGAAUGCAGACUGAAAGGUUAUUGGAACUUGGUCUAACAUGUUUUAAAUGUCUAAUUUGACUUGAUCUACCUAAACAAAUUCUGUAAAUUUAGCAUGAUUCAUCAUUGUUUGUAAAGCUGAGCUUAUUCAAAGGUAUUUGUGAGGUUUUUUUUCUUCUUCCGUCAUUUAAAUUUUCUUUUUUCACUUUGAUUUUUACACUUAAUUAUUCUGAACUAAAGAUUUUCCUCCAGUGAAAACCCUUGUUUACACACCCUUCCCAGUUGGCUAUGGAAAGUUUGAAGUUGUUUAAGGGGGGGUGUUAUUCAGUGUAUUUACAGCUAUGUUUUACCACUCUUAUUUGGAAAAUUGCUUGUUGCUCAGUGACAAGUAACCCACUUAAUUUGUGACCUGCUAAUCCAGCAGCAUACAUUUUUCUUUUCUGUCAAUUUUUUUUUUCUGUCUGGUUAAAGUUGCUUUCCUAUGACUCUAACCCUCUUUCUUGUGUAUCUUUUGUGCACUAGGCGCAGUUGUGUAGCAGUUGAAUAAUGCUGGUUAGCUGUUAAGAUGCGGUGCAGUGCGGUGGUGACAUGGUGUGGCGUGUUGCGGUGCUGAGUGCCCGGCGCUGUUCCGGGGCUCGACCCUCCGCUGCUGUUUGCCGGUUUGUAAGCUCACAGGUGUGGCAGAUCAUCCAUCCUCUCCUGUCUUGUGACUUCACCUUCCCUCCAUGUGCUGUACAGAUCCUCUUCUUUCUUUUCUUUUUAUUCUCCCUCCUCCUUUCCCCCCUUGCUCCUCUCUAUGGUUUAUCAACUGUUGAUAACUGGCCUUGCUCGCUUUGAAAGUGGUUCCAGUGGGACUCCUAGUUGAAGGGUUUCAAGGGCAGUUCUGCCUGCUUUAUGAUAUGUAUUGCAUUCCUCUGUGAACCUCUCAAAUGUCUUGUAAGUGCUUAAGGUGAAUGCUAAUAAACAUUUUUGUUUAAAAUAAAA